UAUCUAUAUCUCUCUCUCUAUAUCUCUCUCUCUAUAUCUAUCUAUCUAUCUAUCUACAGCAGUAGUAGUAGUACUUUGAUGACUAAUAUAUCUCUCAGCUUCCAUAAAUAACUGCUACCCCUUUUCACUAACUUUUGGUUCAAACCACCAUCCCCAAAAAACUCUGAUCUUUUCUCUUUCCCUUUUUUUUAUCUGACUAGUGGUGACAAGUAGUCCCUGGAAAUUAAUUACUCUCUCUCUCUCUCUCUCUUUCAGCUUUUAAAAUUUUCCAUAUGGUGGUCUUCCUUCAACCCUAGUGGGAUCCUAUACUAAAAGCCUAUAACCACACCGUCUCAAAUCAUAAGUCACUCAUGAUAUAAUCACACCCUUAAACCCUUCCUUUCACCUCUUUCAACUUCUUCAAUUCCAUCACCUCUUACUAUAUUUGCUUUUCCACUUCACACCCUCACUUUAACUCUCAACUCUUCCAUUCCCUUAUAUAUAUAUUUCACUACCUUAACAAACACAGAUCUUCUCCGUUCUUCGGUUUCUCUAUAUUUUUAUCUGUCUUUUUCUACCUAUCUCCAUGUUCACCAAUUCACAUACGCUAAUGCAAACUUUGUUGUCAUCUUUGCCGGAGCCAGACCUCUCCUUGAACAUAAGCCCUCCCUCUAUUUCUGAGGUCAAGGAAGUGGGGUGUUUCGGCAAAGUGAUUUACAGCGACAUGUGUUCAACUUCUGAUUCUGGGAGCAGUGGAGCUAGUGAUUUGAGUCAUGAGUUCCAUAACCUUGGUCACCAUCGUGAGCCCACGUUGAAGUUAGGCUUUGGAACAAUGGAUUUGAAUCCUCGCCAUCAUCAGGUUCAUGGUGACACCAGAAGCUUCACUCACCAUAACCACCACCACCACCACCACCACCUUCAGCCUCACAUCUACGGCCGCGAUUUCAAACGAACUGCAAGAGUCGUCAAUGGCGUCAAAAGAAGCGUCAGGGCUCCUCGGAUGAGAUGGACCACCACCCUCCAUGCCCAUUUUGUUCACGCGGUUCAACUUCUUGGCGGCCAUGAAAGAGCAACUCCGAAGUCUGUGUUAGAGUUAAUGAAUGUUAAGGAUCUAACCCUAGCCCACGUCAAGAGUCACUUGCAGAUGUAUAGAACAGUGAAGAGCACUGACAAAGGCACCACAGGCCAUGGGCAGACAAAUAUUGCAGUAUUGAAUCCAAGGCAAGGGAUUAACAUUGUUCAUCUGCAUGCACCUUCACCCAAUUUACCAGACCCGAUUCAAAGUUCCCACAGGACAGCGUGGCAACAAUCAUCAAUAGAGACAAAAACAAAGAACAGUAGACAAGAAGCAGAGAUGGGUUUGACGUAUUGUGAGGUGAAGGGAAGUGAAAGCAUGGUGAAUGGCUUGGAUUCUACCAGUUUGUCACGUUCCGAGGGAAUGCUUGACCUAGAAUUCACCCUUGGAAGACCCAUUUGGCAAAAAGACCACGCAGAAUCAUCCAGAGAGUUAACUCUUUUAAACUGCUGAAACAGCUAAAACAACGUUAAAAAAAGUAAAGAAAGUUAAGGUUAAAUUAGGUUAAGUUUAAAUAACCAGCCUUUGACAUGUGUGGAUGAUGAUGAUGAUGAUGAUGAAGAAGAGAUGAGGAAUUGUUGUAUGUGAAUGAUUUUGAUUGUGUGUGUAUGUAAGGAUGUGUUUGGGAGAGAGAAGAGGAAUGGGAUAAAGAAAUUAUGCUAAAGAACAUAUGCUUGAGUCCAAGGAAUUUUUCAGGCAUUGUCCUUGAUGUCAUUUUCUGUGGAAGCUAUAGAAUAGAACAUGAUGAAAAAUAAAAAUGGAAUGGUUUGUUUGAGGUCAUGGACCAUGCAUAGGUUAUAGUUAGGCAAAAUAGGACCCAUUUGGAAAUGCUGAUAUGAGACAGGUGGGUCAUGUUUUCUGCCAGACCAUCAUCACAUAUGUACCACAUACACAUACAUGUUAUCUAUCACCCACAUUAAUUCACUUUUACAAAUUAAUAUUCCAAACUUUUUUGUCUUCUU
Molecule: messenger RNA, 2016 nt
Organism: Vigna umbellata (rice bean)
Lineage: Eukaryota; Viridiplantae; Streptophyta; Magnoliopsida; Fabales; Fabaceae
Gene: ATS
Product: Homeodomain-like superfamily protein
Biological process (GO): regulation of DNA-templated transcription; abaxial cell fate specification
Cellular component (GO): nucleus
Molecular function (GO): transcription cis-regulatory region binding
Source: RefSeq, a predicted model, not a curated record